GUCAGCCAUUGCAGAUAAAUAUAUGCAAAAUAUAUUAUUAGAUUUAUUUAACCAUUUAUUGUCAUGACGCAAGGAAAUAUUACGUUUCUCACACAUGGAAUUAAUAUUGCUAACGUCUAAUACAUCAAUUAAAUUGAAUGGCUGAAGUUGAAAACCACCUGACAAGAAGAAUGUUUUAUAUUUUUGGAUAUUUCUAAGUGGAUGAUCAUUAUAAAUUGUUAAGAGACAACAUGAAAAGACUAAAGAGAAGCUCGUCUGAACUUUUUAAUGUGUUCCCUAAAAAUUUAUAUUUGUUAGGAGAUAAAUAACAUUCUUAAAGUAUAAUGAACACAGGGAAUGGGCAGAGGCCAAAUCAGCAUGUGGGGCGAGUACAGCAGCAGAUUCCUAAUAAUCCUAAUUUAUGCCAGUUUCAGUAUGUUGGGAUGCCAGUUCACCAUCAAGGCUUAAAAAGCAACCAGUUUAGUCCCACACAAGGUCGUAAUCAUGGCUACAUGGGUCCUCCACAAACAGUCCCAGGUCAACAAGGUGCUGGUCAAGCUACAUUUCCUGUGGCGAGUAUGGCUAAUAUGGGUACACCUGUUGUGGCAGGAACAUUUCCUACAGCAGAUAUUCUUGCCAAUUUUAAUCAGAUGGGACCUCCUAGACCUAACAUGCAGUAUAAAACUAUGAACAACUGGACUAAUCCUAACCCUCCCAAUGCUAUGGCUUUACCAAGCAUUGGUAGUUUGUGGUCUCAUUUUCAACAACAGCAACACAACAAACAAAACAUCCAACAACCACAACAGCAUGUGAAUCAACAGCAAGUCACAUAUCUUCCACCACCACAGCAACAACAAUUCAUCAGUAAUACCGAUACCUUAACUUUUUGUGGCAAUCCAAAUCUACAGUAUGGAAUGAACCAGUCUUCAGGAACAUUAAACCACACUCUAAAUUAUGGGGGAUUUGUAAUUAAUCGAAUACCACAAGCCGGUCAAAACCCCCAAAUAGUUAACACUUGCCAUCCCAAUAUGGGCAUAGGGCAUCAAGGAAUGAUCCCCACCAACCUACAAGCCAAUGCUGGCCUCUUGCAAUCUACUUUAGCCCCUCCAGGAAUGGCGCAACCCCCAGUUAUAAAUACAGACGGCUUGGUGACAACUAGUUUAGCAGCCAGUUCAAACCAAGUGACCACACCAACCACCACAGUAACUUUAACGUGUAGUACAAGUGCACAAGUAACAGAGACAGCUACGGUUCAUUCCCGAAUCCCAGUGACAUCUGUUCUAUCACCCACUAGUAGUACAACGGCUACUAUUAAACCACAAACUAUAGACCCAAGUUGUAAUAAAGACAGUAUUACUGAUACUGUACAUGGUAUUAAAAUACCGUUUGGCUGGAAGAGAUCGGUUGAAAAUAAUCAAGUUGUGUAUUACAGUCCUAGCAGUAUGAAAUUGUGUAAUAAACAGGAAGUGUGUAAUUAUUUACUAUUAGAUGGAACAUGUAAGUGUGGACUAGAGUGUCCUCUAUUAGUGGAUAAAGUGUUUAAUUUUGAUGUGUGUGUUGUGGGACAACAGUGGAAUGUGGAGGAUGUAACUUGUUCUCAGGACCUCUCGAAACUCUGUAACCAUAACAGAAAAAUUAUUGCAAUGGCCAGAUUUCAACAUAGUCAAUCUAUUCAAACUUCUACAGGUAGAAGUGCUAGUUGUUCAAGUCAUGGAGAUGAUAGAGAUCAAUCUGAUGUAGAAAGUAAUAAAACAGACCAGUCUUCUAGUAGUGAAAUAAAGCCAAACAGUUCUAAUCAUAUUACUUCAACACAACCUAAAGUUCUCGGUAAUCAGUCUUUUGGAACAGCUUUAUUAGAUGCACAGACUUUAUUACCACCAGGACUCAUGGUGCAUAACCACAGAAUGCCAAAAUUUACUGAUGUGCCUCACAUUAAUCCGUUUGAAGUAGCCACAAAACCGAGGCCAGUCAGAAAGCGUAAACCUAGGGCAAAGAAAUCGCAAACGCCCGACCCAGCUGCCGAUUUAGGUCCUAUUACUUGUCAUGUUCCACAGAAAUUAGAUUUUAGUCAAGAAAGUCAUUUUAGUUAUCGUUUUAAGAUGGAUCAGAUGAACUGCCAUAUGCAGCCUUCAUUAAGUCCUAACGAUUACCAACAGGGGUUAGUUUCCCCACAGGGUCUUCUGUCUCCACAACCAGGACUCGUUUCACCUCCUAGUGUGUUCAAUGCCCAAUCUCAGGGUAUGAAGGGACCAGUUGUGUUUCAAAAUUCAGCACCAGUUUGUGCUGUGCCUUCAGGACAUUUUCUUGAGCAAGUUCCAACGUCAGCAAUGAAUACUGCUAACUUACAGUCUCAGUUCCAAGUACCGGUUAACAUACAAUCAAAUACCGGCGUCAUGUUUCAACAGAUGAUGCCAGUACACAAUCCUGUUUCACCAAGACUUGGUAAUGAGGCCAUGUAUAAUCCAAAUAAUCCUUACCAACAAAAUGUUUUGUGUAAUACGAAUGCUGGUAACUAUACUUAUCCUCAAAUGACGGAUCUGAUGUGGCUGGAAUCUGGAAAACCAAAGAGUAAAAGACCAAGGGGAAAGAAGGACAAGCACAAAUUAAACAGUAUUGUCGAUCGAACAUCUCCAUGCCCCAAUGUUGAUGUUCGAAAUCUCGGCCCCAAAACUCCAGAGUCUAAUUCUGAAGUAUCUUUCCUUGAAAAUCCUACAGCAUUUCUUGCUCAGCAAACAGUGUUAGUGAAUAACUCAAUUAAGUCUCCACUUGCACAGUCCAAAGAUUUAACUCCUCCUAGUAAUAUGAAGGGUUGUGAAGGAACAUCAUCUGGUUGGAAGUCCUCAGCUAAACCUCUUGCUACUAACACAAGUAUUACAACUGCUUCACCAGUUGGCAUUAGUUCAGAUGCUUCAACUAACAAACCAACUAACUUACACCAUAAUAAAGAUGAUACAUCGACUGCCAAUCUGAAAGAAACCAAACCAUUAGACAGACACCAGAGGUCUCCAGUAACCAUAAAAGUUGAGAAAACCGAAGAUAGCGCAGAGACAUCAAGAAAUGAAAACAAUCCCAGUGACUCAGCCACUUCAGGUGAUAAGGUUGUAAGACUGGGUCAAUGUCCCCAAAACUCAAACCAAACAGAGAAAAGAUCCCCUAACACUCCUUUAGCUCAAGUUAGUGCAACUAUGAAUGAUGAAGUCAACCAAUCUGGAAAUAAUCUUCAACAAAUAAAUACUGAACAGGGUGAUUUCCCAGCUAGUAAUCUUUUGUCUGCUGCUGCCAGAGCUCAGAUCACUCAACAGCAAACUCAGAAUAUCUUAGGACACAAUAUUAACACUAUAACUAACACUGUGGCCGAUAAUGCUAAUGUUGCUGAAUGGAUGAACAAAAUUGUUUUGGCUAACAAUGGAGCAGCAAAUGUACCUUUAGAUCAACACACUCACAUAAUGCUACAACAAAAUCCUAAUAUUUUAGCUGGUGGUCAUGGAGGUUUGGUGAACACCUUCAAUGGGAUGACAGGAUUGCCUUUGAACAUGUUCUUUCCUUUAGGACAAGCUGUAGAUCCGUCAUCUUUGUCACCUUCUAAUCUGUUACUGAAUGUCAACCAGCAGGUUCCUUUUAUGAAAUCUGAUGUUUCAAACGCUACUUCAACAGUAUUGACUACGUCCCAGGAUCCUAACCAUCAAAAAUCUUCUGUGGCUCAUGUGCAAGCCUCAAACCAAGUUCAAGCAACAGAGAUGAUGAAUACAGAUCAAGGUAUAUCAUCAGUUAAUACUCCCAUGCCAAGAAUAUCAGUACCUCUGGUGUCCAAUGUUACCAACAGUAUUUCGCAAGUUAUCCCCACUGUUGGAGUCACACAGCCAAUACUGAAUCAACAACCAUUGACCCAGAUGUUAGGAGGGAUGACUUUUCCUGCCAUGAACAGUUUAUUUGUAACUAAUCCUAUUGCUCCAAAUCAACAUUGUAACCAGAACUUGACUUUGAUGGAUAUAAUGCAACCUGGAGAACAAAAUAAAGCUGUACCCAAAUCAAGCCCUACACCAGUUGAUAAUGUUGCUGUCACUGGUAAUAUUAAUCCAGACAUUUUGGCACAAGCCCAAAAGAAUGAUCAGUUGGGAAAUAAUGCAAACCAACAGCUUCUUUUCUUGCCCAAUUUAAAUUUUCCUAUGAUGCAAGUUCAAGGAUCUAAUCCAUAUUUUCAGCAGGCGGAAAUUGAAAAAUUAGGUCUUCAGAGCACACCACAGUACAUGGUACCAAAUCCUAUAGUUGAUCCAACAGGUCAGUUCUGUGCUAACCAACAGAACCAAAACAACUUACUUGGUUUAUUGGGCAUGCAGCAAAUGUGGAACAAUUUGUCCACAACUGCUGUAGGGAACCUGACUCCAGCCCAACUUCAACAAGUACAGACUUUGCAGUUUCAGCAGCUUCUGCUACAACAACUUCAAGGUAUGCAGACACUAGUAAAUCAAAUUAGUCUUCAGACUGUAUCACAGCAGGGAUUGGAAAGUGGUACUCAACAAACACAGGGGUUGAAAGUGGAGCAGGAUUGUAAUGGCGGUGAUGGCGAAGAAGAAGUAGCUCAAGCAGAAGAUGGAGAAGAUGAACCAGAUGACACUGAGAAGCCUGAAGAAGAGGAGGAGGAGAAGCCAUUGCUUGAAACCAAAGUAAUGGAAAAACCUCAUGUUGGUGUGGUUAUAAAAAGGAACACUAGUAAAUCAUCUGCAAAAAAUGUGAAUAAAAAAAUAAACUCUGCCAGUACUAGUGAAACUAAUCAUGGGUGGAAUUUGAUGCAAUCUGAUAAAAUAAAGUGUGUGCCUAGAAAAAAGUUAAAGCAGGAGCUAAAGCACGACAUUAAUCAUGACAAAACUAAAGUGGACAGUUCCAAUCAUUUACAUGUAACUAGUUCAAAUUUUGUUGCUAGUAAUACCAGUGAAAAUCAUAUAACUAGUGGUUGUGUUCAAACUGAAACUAAUGUGAAACACAGUAGCAAUAGACCUGUCCAUCAUUAUAAUGGGGAGAUAACUCUUGUUAAUACUGCCAGUUUAAAAAGGUCAAGAGAUGAAGAUUUGAACAAUUCAGGUGGUAUAUUAGUAAAAAGAGAGAAGUUAUCUAGAAAUUUUCAUCAUGGUGAUUUAGUAUGGGGAGAAGUAGCUGGUUCUGAUUGGCCAGGGAAAUUAAUUCACUGUAACAAUCACAUUAACAAUACAGAUAGUAAUGGUAUUAAUGGUGAAGAAAAAGUAUUAGUAAAAUGGUUUGGAGAUUGUGGUGAAUCUCGUGUUGAAUUAGUUCACUUGAAGUCAUGGAAUGAAGGUUUGUUAGCCUAUCAACAAACACAACAAACUAAAAAUAAAAGAGAGCGACAUUUUAAUGCUACUUUAGAAGAAGCCAUUAAAGAAGCUUUAUUACAAGAACGUGCAAAUAAUCUACCUCUUAUGGUGAGAGCAAAUAAAAAAAAGAAAGUUUGAGUUUUUAAUAGAUAUACUUUAUUAUUCUGGUAUUAAAAUUGUAAAUAAUUGUAUUUAUAUGAGGAAUAUAUUUCUCUUCAAAUGAAGUAAUAUCUUUUCAUAUCAAUGAUGUUUAUUUUUACUGUCAAAAAGAAAAUAUAUUUUGUCGUGAUUUUGUAGGUUUUUAAAACAGAGUUGGUGAGUUAUGGGCAUUUUGCUCCCCUGAUUAAAAUUAGGGGUUAAUUUUAUGGUUAUGUCUUCUGUACCUUUGUUUUUUUUUUCAUAGUCAAAAAUUGUUACUCUAUUUAUCACUUAAAGUUUAAAUUCUUUAUUGACUAGGUCUUGAAAUGAAAAUUCUAAUGUUUCUAAAAUAUUGCGGUUGUUUAUUUUUGAAUAUUUAAUAAGUGAAAAUGAAUUUUAUAAUGUUGAUUUUUAUUUAAUUUUUAUAUUUUGUUGUUUUUUUUGUUGAAAAAACCCUUCAAUUAAUUAGAUAAAUAAAAAAAAAAAAUUUGCUAGGUUAGUGUACAUUGUAUCUUAACAGAAAUUUAUUAUAAGGGCAUUCUGCUGCGAUAUAUAAUCAGUGGUUCAACAAGUAAAAAUAAGAUUUUCGAAAAGUAUUGGUAAUACUUGGUCCUGUUCGCUGUCCAUAGAUUUUUACUAUUUGUAUAUUGACAACAUGUGAAACUAUAUUUAUAAAACUGAGGAUAAUUGUUCAUUUUUUUAUCGAUUUUUACAAAAGAAAGUACAUUUUAUUUCAGAAAUUUAUGAAAUUAAAAUAAACACAACAAACAAUCUGGCCUUAUCACUUCCACUUUAAAUUGUAAAAGAUGAAUUUAUAGAGCAAUCUGAGACAUUACCUAAAAAAAAAAAGAAGAGUUUAAUAUUUGUUCCAAGUAAAAUACAGUGUACUGAAAUAAGCAUGGUUACAAAUCAGGGCUCUGGCUUCACAUUUUUUUUGCCCAACAUUUAAAUUUUCACAUAUUUCGUUUAUUUCAGAUUUGUAAAACAUUUUCUUUCAAAAAUAUGUCAAUUUUUUAUCACUGUUUUAAUUUAUAAAUCAACUAUUAAGUAUUUUUGCAGAUAAAGCUAUCAAUUUUACUGUAAUUGUUGUGUUUCACAGAAUUUUUGAAAGAAAUAUUAUUCCUCACAUAAACUUCCCAACCAGACAACAAUUAAUUUCACUAUCAAUUGGUCAAUACUAGUUAAUUUGAGCAAAAUGAGAGAUCACUACUAUAAAUAUGUGUAUUUUAAGCUAAAAGGUUCUCUUUUUGCCAACAUUAAAGAGACCAUUAUGUAGGUAUAUAGGGACAAUGGAAUACAUGUACUUGAGAUAACAUACAAACUGUUAAUUUUAAUUUAAAUAACCUCCUCUGUUAAGUUUAUGUUUUACUUUUAACCCUUGUAGCUUAUGAAGCUUUCUGGUACUAUAUUAUAUAUAUAUCUAUAUCAUAUAUAUGUAGUACUUCUUUUAUUUAUUUCUGACUGCAUAGUGCUAUUAUUACUAAUUGUUAUUAUUAUUAUUAUUAUUAUAAAUAUUGUUAAUAUGCAGUCUCUGUUUGUUGGUGUCUGUCCUUUUGUCAUCUUCACAAUAUCAAGCAUUUACAAAAUAUGUCUGAUACAAUGACAAGGUUUUAAGAUCAAAAGAGGUUGUUUCAAUAUACAUCAGAUGUCACAACACCAUGACUUCACGAAGAUGGUGGUUUAGUUAGUCAGGAGUUGAAUGACGUGUACAUCUUUUAUAUGCAUAAUGUUAAUUUUAGAUUAUUUUCCCCUUGCUGUUCAACCAACCUAUAUAUUUACGAUAUUUCAUGUUCUAGUUACUGUGUAGAAAUCCAAAACAUGACAUAAGAUACUUCUUUCUAUUUAAAAGUAUUUCAACGUCAGGAUUUUUUAAAGAUUAUUUUGUGAUUUAAAAAUCUUGACUAUUUCAUGGUUUGAUUGAUUAUAAACAUAUUAUUUUGCAGGUAGUUUUAUAUGGCAAUUAAUUUAUAUAUGGUAUAUUCUGAAUUGAUACCUCAAAUGAAUUAAACAUCUUUGAUGUACUAUAUGUCAAAAUGAAGUAUUUAAAUUGGUUUGAUCUGAUUGGUUAUUUUGGUUUGGGAAGGAGCAAGCUGUAUAAUUAAAUUUUUGGAUCCAAAGAUUAAGUGAAAAUCAAUUGUUUACUUAAUUUAGUUUAAAUAUUGGCUUACUCUUGUCACCAGUGGAAUAUAAAAUCAGUUUCUGUCAACACUGGCUUUAUCUGUAAAAUUUUAAUUCCACAAUACAGAUUAAAAUAAAUGAAAUGAUAAAUUUAUUUUUGACACAAAUCAAAUCUAUAAUUUUAUUUUUUUUGAAACAAAUCAAAGCGGCCUAGUCACUUUAAAGAAGUUAGAUGAGGUACAUGUAAAGGACAUAGUCUAUAGCUUUAUCUUGUAGUGGAGUGAAGGACACCCCAGAUUGUAAUCAAAUAGAGUGUGUACGACCAUACAAUUUUAAACCUAACUAUUAUAACAGGGGAGCUAAUCCACUUGUAUUAUAUUAUUGAAUUUGUAAGAUGCAAUAUAGGUUCUGUAAAUGAUAUAAGUGUUUUUACUGUACAGAAUGUGUUCUUUAAUAAGUAUAUUUUAUCUUAUUUCCUAUCAUGUUUAACAUGUUGACUAGAGGACAUUUUUUUCUAAUAAAUCUCUUUUAUAGUAUCUUUAUAUAUCCGUUUCUUUAAACUUUAAUAAAUAAAACCUGUUUCUUUAAAAUUCAUUUAAACUAUAGUAUAGAUAAUUUCAUUUUUCGAGUUAUCGAGCUAAAUAGAAAAUUACCGAGUUGUGCAAAUUAAGGAAUAAUUGAAUGUAACCAUUUGAUGGGUGAUGACAAUUAUGAAUGUAAUCUUGAAUGUUUAAGUUAAUGAAAAGCAAUUGAUAAAAUGGCAUAAAAUGUUUUUUGUUCUUGUGGCUUUAGUGAUUUCUAAUGUUAUUGAUAUAAAUAUUUUGUAAUAAAUGUAAAUAUUUCUCGAUUGUUUUAUACAUACAAAAUAUUAUAUUAAGGGAUGUUUUUGUUUUGUUAAGUCCAUCUAUAUGAAGAAAAUUUAUACUUUUAUUAGUGAAUUAGUGCUAAUAUAAAAAUCUUUAUGAACUUGUAUAUAUUACAAAUUGAUUUUUCUUUGUUCUUAAUAUAUGUAUAUAGACCGAUAAAACCCCCUUGUUUUAAUGUGCCAUGUGGUAAUAUAUUAUGUACUAACCAGUAAUUUUAUUAUCUUUGUGUUCAUUGUUUUUUUUUUCUGUGCUCAAAGCACCUCUAGAUGCAAAAACAUUUAACUAUAAUUAUUAUUGUAAAUUCUUGUAAUGUAAUAUAUAUAUAACAAAACUGUUAUUUUGUGUCCAUUAAGACUUUGUUAUAUGUGCUCAUAUGUGUGUGCACUUUAAUGUAGAUUUACUAUUGGUAUACAGAGAAAGAUAAUGUAUUAUUAUUAUUAUUAUAUUAUUAUCUUUGUCAACUCUAGCUAUAAGAAAUCAUCAAACAUGUCAACAUUAUUUAUGUUGAAUAUAAAUAUUUAAAAAAAGAAA
Molecule: messenger RNA, 8959 nt
Organism: Patella vulgata (common limpet)
Lineage: Eukaryota; Metazoa; Mollusca; Gastropoda; Patellidae
Exons: 7
Coding region: 324-5444 (1706 amino acids)
Cellular component (GO): nucleus; chromocenter
Molecular function (GO): chromatin binding; DNA binding
Source: RefSeq, a predicted model, not a curated record